Argiope bruennichi is the source of this 1241-nucleotide messenger RNA. Its product is annotated as alpha-tocopherol transfer protein-like. The transcript has 8 exons. Gene Ontology annotation, molecular function: phosphatidylinositol bisphosphate binding. Gene Ontology annotation, cellular component: membrane. NCBI's taxonomy places the organism in Eukaryota, Metazoa, Arthropoda, Arachnida, Araneae, Araneidae. The record is from RefSeq and is a predicted model, not a curated record. The coding region runs from base 181 to 1125 and encodes 314 amino acids.
AAGAGAUGCGAAGUAGUUGUCUUCUUCGGAGCAACUAGUUGUUGGUGUUUUGUUUAUGGUAUAACGUUUUGGAUUGUAGAGAUUAUAUUUUGUAUUUGCAUGGAGAAUAUAUUCUGUUGAGUGGACAUUUUAUUUUGGAUGUUCACAGUGUAUAAAGAUUCAAAAGGAUACUUUUUAUAAAUGGAGCCUUCAGUCAUGGGUGGUAAAGAAGAAUUUUUCGAUGCUGUAGAAGAACAAAAUGACCCUUUCGAUGACCUUAAUGAAACAGAUGAGUUGAGAAAACGCUGCUUGCACGAACUGCGAGAGUGGGCCAAAAGUCAACCCCAUUUUGUUAAUUGCCGCCUAGAUAAUAAUUUCUUGCUGAGAUUUCUGCGAAUGCGAAAGUAUCGAGUUGAUUUGGCUCAGCAAGUUUUGGAUAAAUAUUUAACUGUGAAAACCAAAUUUCCUAUGACUUACCAGAAGUUGGAUAUUCAUAAACCUAGUCUCAGAGAUCUUAUAUCUAGAGGAUAUGUGUUCCCUCUACCAGAAAGAGACAAAGACGGAAGAAUAGUAUUAUUCUGCAUUGCAAAGGCCUUGGAUACAACGAGGCAUAAGCAAUCGGAUGUCUUCAAGUCCUUCUUAUUAACCUUCGAAGUUUUAAUGGAGUGUGAAUUGAAUCAGAAAAGAGGAAUCAAUUAUAUAUUUACUCAAGAAGGCUAUCAAAUUCAGCACGCCCUGCUGGUAGGCCUCAGAGAUCUGCAGAAAAUGGUCCAUAGUGGAGAGAAAGCCAUUCCUCUGAGACACAAAGAGUUGCACUGGAUGAAUGUACCGAAAUAUUUAGCAACACUUUUUCAGUUGCUAAAAACAUUUUUGAGCCAAAAACUUCAAGAUCGGAUAAUUCUUCACCAUGACAUUUCGUCAUUGCAUGAUCGUUUUCCAACUAGCAUGCUGCCGAAGGAAUAUGGUGGAACCAUUCCAGUGAGAGAAAUGACAGCGAGGUGGAUUGAAAUCUUGGAUUCCAAGCGAGAUCAAAUUUUAGCUCUGGAUGAAAUGAAGGUGGAUGAAUCAAAGAGACCCAAGGAAAAACAAUCGGGAAGAAUCAUCCCACGUUUGGUAAAUAGUUUGAGCAGGAUGGAGUUAUACUGAUAUUCAUAUUUUUUUUAUCAUCCAUUUUUGAUGCAUCUGAUUAUGUAGUAUUAUAUCCCGUUGUCUAUUUAUUAUGUUACUAAGUGGUUGUUUUUUGAGAUUUUGGUGUAUACAAU